This is a messenger RNA of Paramecium octaurelia, 1958 nucleotides long. The record is from the annotation of a GenBank genome assembly. Lineage: Eukaryota; Ciliophora; Oligohymenophorea; Peniculida; Parameciidae.
AUGUUAAUGAGCCAAACUUUAAAUAGCACUCAAUCGAAAGAAACUUAAUUAUUAGAACUUUUUAUAAGUUGUAGACAAUUAGAUGAUCUUGAUUUAGUAACAGUUAGUGAUCCCUAUGUGAUACUCUAUAGAAAAAACAAUAACUUUUGUAUUAUUUCAUUUUAUCGUUUCAGGGAUUAAAAUAGAUUAGACGGAGGUAAUUUGGAACAACCUGAAUCCAAAUUUUGUAAAAACUUUUAAGAUUAAAUAUUUUUUUGAAGUUUAGUAACAUCUAAAAAUGGAAGUAUAUCAUUUUAUAAAUUCAACUCAAUCCAAAGUAUUAGAGUAAGCUAUUAUAGAUUAUUGGUAAAGCAGAAACAACCGUAGCUGAAAUAAUAGGGUCGAAAAAUUAAAUUUUUAUAGCUUAAUUAUUCAAUUUAUAAGGAAAGAAAAGUGGAAAGAUUAUCCUUAAGGCAGAUUAAAUAAAACAAUGCAAUGAUGAAUUUUCUAUUGCAGUAUCAGGGCAUAUUAGAAAAGAGAAUAAACUUUGGCUUUUUUGGGACAAAGUUUCUCCUUUUCUAAGAUUUUAUAGACAAAGAUAAGAGGAUGAAAUCAAUGUAUUGGUUUAUGAAACAGAGUAUCUUAAUGAUUUAACCUAAAUAAAAUGGAAGGAAAUUCUUUGUUAAGCAUAGAAAUUAUGUAACGGAAACUAUUCAAUGCAGAUAAAAGUUGAAUUAUGGAAUUAUAAAAUUUCUGGCAAUCACAAAUAUCUAGGGGAAACUACCUUUUGCAUUAAUGAAUUAAUUGAUUCAAACAAGGAUACUAAAAUAUUCUAAAAGGAAUUCAUAAAUAAGUGUAAUGCCAAUAAAUCUCCAGGGUUUUUACAAUUUGAUCGAUUUUAAUUAAAAUCUCAUUAUACCUUUUUUGAUUAUUGUGCUGGAGGAUAGCAAUUAAGUUUAAUUAUUGCUAUUGAUUUCACUGCAUCUAAUGAAGAUCCUUAAAAUCCUAAAUCACUUCAUCACCUCCCUUUGGAUGGUCCUCCUAGUCAAUACUUACAGGCAAUUACUAGUGUUGCUGAAAUAUUGAUUAAUUAUGAUCAUGAUAAAAAGGUUCCACUUUAUGGAUUUGGAUGCAAACCUAUAAUGUAAAAUUAUAACACUAAUCAAACACUGCAUCUCUUCCCUUUGAAUGAUAAUCCAGAUGAUCCUGAGUAAGAUAUUCAAAUUAUUUUAGAGUCAAUGGAUUAGAUGGAAUUAUUGAAUGCUAUAAAAAUUAAUUGCAUAAAUUGAAAUUUGAUGGCCCAACCUAUUUGCAUCCAGUUUUAAAUAAAGCAAUGUAAAUGGCAUAGCAACGAAAAAAUCAAGGAAGUGAAGAUUAUAUCGUACUAUUGAUUUUAACUGACGGACAAACAGAUGACAUGUUAGAGUCUAUUGAUGAUAUUAUUGCUUCAUCGUAUUUACCAUUAUCAAUCAUUAUUAUUGGUAUAGGAGAUGCCAAUUUUAAAAAUAUGAUGAUUUUAGAUAAUGAUAAUAAAACCAUGGUCGAUAGCAAAGGAAAUAAAGCUACCAGAGAUUUAGUUUAAUUCGUCCCUUUUAAUCAAUUCAAAAGCGAUCCAAGUCGAUUAUCAAAGGAAGUUUUAGAGGAAUUGCCGAACUAAUUAGUUGAAUAUAUGGAAUUGGUUGGUAUUCGUCCUAAACCUCCAAAAAGUAAAUUGAAUAAUGGUCUAAGUAAUCAAUCUAUUUAAUGUAGGUGUUGAUUACUCAUCUUCAAAACCAACCCAAGGGAAAUUCGAAAGUUUACAAAAAUAGAGUUGUAGUUUAGACUUUUAAUAGAAUAAGUUGAAUUCUUAGGAGUUGUUUUCAGUUUAGUAAGCCUAUGAAACUUUAUUUAAUCUGGCUACAACUUCAAUAGAAUUCAAAUAAGAAUAUUUAAAUAAUCCAAUAAAAUACAAUAAUUAGAUAUAGAAGUUAGAACAAUGA